Bubalus bubalis (water buffalo) is the source of this 3144-nucleotide messenger RNA. It is a transcript of the gene C23H10orf95, whose product is annotated as chromosome 23 C10orf95 homolog. The transcript is spliced from 2 exons. The coding region runs from base 1620 to 2273 and encodes 217 amino acids. Lineage: Eukaryota; Metazoa; Chordata; Mammalia; Artiodactyla; Bovidae. The record is from RefSeq and is a predicted model, not a curated record.
UUUUUUUGCCACACAGCAUGAGAGAUCUUAGUUCCCCAACCAGGGAUCAAACCUGUGCCCCAUGCAUUGGAAGUACGGGGAAUUUUAACCACUGGACCACCAGGAAGUCCCUGGGACCAGUUCUUAAAGAAGACAGAGGGGGAGGCUCCCUUCUUGGAGCUGUUGAAUAGGGAGUGUUAGGUAGAUAACCUAAACCAGUCCGAGCUGCUGCUGUCACUAGGCCAAUGGCCUGAAUUAGACUUGAAAGAGUGGUGCAGUCAGGAAUAAACAUGACAUCACCAGGCUGAGUGUGGGAGAACUUCCCAGAGGGUAGCUGGACUCUGAGGGAUGAUGAAAAUCUAUGAGAAACUGUGGGGGUUAGUGGUAAUACUGCUUAGAUUAACAGGAGGAAGGAAAGUAUGAUGGCCUGGCAGCCCAGCAACUAGGAGAGGGUAUCCAUUUUAACCAUCCAGCAACUAUGACCCACUCCACUGGGGAAGAGAGCUGGAAGGGCAUGACCUGAACCAAUGGGGACUGGAACUCAGAUAGUCCUCACCCCAUGGGAAUGAAGCAACCUUUCUGGCUUCACCCAAGUUGCUUCUGGGCUUUGGCAUCAGUUGGACUGAGUUCAAAUCCCACAGUGCCAGUUACAGACUGUGAGAAGAUGGGAAAGUGGCCUAACUUCCUGAGUCUCUGGUUCCUUAAUCUAUUCCAUGAGAAUGAUAUCACCAUGUUCUUCAUGUGGCUAAUAAGAAUUAGAAGUUCUUUGAAAAAAGUUAUAAGCUCUUAUGUAACAUUCUAGAGGGGAGGAUAGUCAGAUAGCAGAAAAGCAGACCCAGCAUAGAUUGGUGAUUAUGCCAUCACUGACAGCACAAGUCUUGAGAAUUUUGCCCUUAACAUAACUAGCUAUGUGAGUCUGGACAAGAUACUUACAUAAGCCCCAGUCAUAGAAUACAUUCAUUGUAUACCAAAUCUGAGACAAGCAGCUUCUUGCUAUGUAAGGUGGGGAAACUAUUAAUACCUCAUUUCUAGGGUUGAUGUAAACUUGAAGUUAGAUGCUCAUAAGCAACUCGAACAAGGAUGAGACGGUUGGAUGGCAUUGCCGACUCAAUGGACAUGAGUCUGAGCAAACUCCCAGCGAUGGUGAAAGACAGGGAAGCCUGGCGUGCUGCAUUCCAUGGGGUCUCAAAGAGUUGGACACGACUGAACCAUGAAGCAACUUGAUUCAGUGCCUGGUGAGGAGCUUAACUCAAAUGUUAGGAUAACUCAAUCCAUCUAACUGGGAAAACGGGAUGUGGUUAACAGAGAGCUAACCUAAUUGCAAAGGGCACUGGGAUACCCUCAUGGAUGUUGUGUCUAAGUUGGGGCCAGCAUGAUUCCAGCAGGUUCACCCAGUGUAAACACAGGCUGGCUGGCUUCUGGCAAGGUAAAGGUGUUUCCCUUUGCCUGGAAACCAGGAGGUGUGGCCGAGUCAGGGCAUGAAGAACAGCAGAUCAACUGAAAAGCGGUGGAGAGGAGCCCUGUUCCUGGAUCUCUCUGCUUCCUCCAAAUGCUGGGGGCCAGCUCCCCGAGGCUAAAGGAGACAAGUCUGGACCAGGACAAGGCCCCAGGAACCACGCCGGCCGCCUGAACUUCAGAUCAUGUACGCAUACUACUGCCUAGCGCCUGGGGAGGACAUCUGGCCUCUACUGCAGCACCUCACCUACACCUACCAGCCCGCCCCUCUGCUGCUGCCCCCUAUCCAGGCCCAUAACUUCUGCAGCCGGCCCCGCGACCUGUGCGCCGGCGAGUGGGCUGGUCCGCAGGAAUACCACUGCUUCCACUCCACCGGAGCGCCCCUGGAGGUCGCGCCGCCCUUUUGGGCCUUCCCGCCGGCCUACGCCGCGGCCCUGCGCCCGCCGUUCCCCGCGCCCGGCUACCUGGGGCCAUCGCUGCAGGCGCUCGCAGCCACAGGACAGGCGGCAGUCGAGAGCGGGGCGCAGUGGCCGGAAGGCGGCACCGUGCAGGCCGAGCUGCGGUGGGGCCGCGUGGAGUGCGCGCUUGGCCCGCGCCUCGAGCUGCCGGACUCGGUGCGCCGGGAGCUGCGCCGCGUGUACGGCACAUACCCGCGCACCAACGUGCGUGUCACCUACCGCGGCGGCGAGUUCCUGCUGCAAGGCGCGCCGUGCCUGCGAGAGCCCGAGCACCGCGUCAAGAGGGGAGUCCUGCGGCCGCCGGCCAGCAGCGACAGCGGGGACGACAGUUCCGCGGGGGAAGCGGUGGAGCGCGGCCGCCUGAAGAAGAGGAAGGCUUGAGCUGGGGGCGCGCGAGGCCCGGCGGCAGGCGACUGUGAGCACGCGUGCCGUUCUCCUGCCGCCGCAGCUAUGCGUUGGGGCUGGGUGCACCUGUCACCUGUACUUUUGCCUUUUUUUUUUUUUUUUUUUUAACCACCACCGGCUUGCUGCUCUUCCUUGAUUUCAGGUUUUUGCAGGAUGGCGGGGCGAGGGCGAAAAGGGAUCAUAGAGAUCUCUGAGUGGGUGUCCUGUUACUCCUUCCUUCUCCUUGGACUUGGAAAGCCUGAGCGUGUGGUGGAGGAAGGGCCUGGACCCUUUGUUUCCUCCCUGCCCAACCCUGCCCUGCAAUGAGCCCCCACGUGCCCUUUUUCGUCUCUUCUCUCCAGGAAAUCUCCCCUAACUCCCCAAGCUGAGGGCCCACUUAUUCUCAGCUUGUAAAGAAAAGUGACUGAAGUCAGGUGUAGGCUUAAAGAUUGUUUUUAUGUUUGGGGGUGGAGGUGGGGUUUCUUCAUCUAUGUAAUGUGAGACUUACUUCCCUUUUUGGGGUACAAGGUGUCAGGGAUUAGAGUGGGAAACGUGUGCUUCCUCACUCGCCCGGCCCCACUUUCUCUUAACCAGCUGCCUUCCAGUGCAAGAUGACUCUCUCCUAGGUCCUGAGCCCACCAUCCAUAGAGAGAUUCUGAGGGCAUCAGCUAUUUUAUUGAGGUGUGGAUGGCAAGCAUGGCUGAGGAAGGGAUCCCUAAGACACAGAUUUAGGGCUGGCUCUGACAUGAGUUUGGGUAAACUCCAGGAGUUGGUGAUGGACAGGUAGGCCUGUUGUGCUGCAGUCCAUGGGGUUGCAAAGAGUCAGACUGACUGAACUGAACUGACUGACAUUUUUUAGACUCUCCGA